CCCAACGCAUCUUUUGUUCCUUGGUUAGGCGUUGUUCCACUUGUUAAACUAUAUUCUAACUGUCAACUCGAUUUUAAAAGCGAUGUAUAUCAAUACUCUUUCUGGAAAUCAACAAUGUCAAUUCAUGUGUGCCAUGUAAAACGAAAAAACAUUCCUAACUUUGUCUUCCCGGGAGGAGUUAGGCCUUCACAACCUGCAAAGCCUCCACUUGCUACUGCUAAAGUUACACGCACUGCAAGACGAAAGAGAAAACAAGAUGAUGUUGUGAGUAGAAGCGAUGCAAGUUUGCAGGGUGAAACUAUAGAGCCAAAGAGAUUAGAAACUGAUAAUUGCGAUACCUCAAGCAGUUCUAGCCUUGUUGAAAAAAGCCAUGCUGAUAUCCCGUCCAUCAAAAGCACAUCAUCACCUGCUGUGCCUUCACCUAGUGAAGCAAUGACAGACACGCUUCUCGUCAAGCAAUUUAUAGAACCAAUUCUUGACCAACCAGAUGCUUCUCAAGCUUUUGAUGGGCUUGGAGAUGACGAGUUGAAUGGCGGAGGAUGCUCUUUUUUUGAUGCAUCAGAAAGACAAGGAGCAGAAACAGUGGUAACUUCAGAUAAAGGGGAUGAAAAUGGCAAUUCUUCUCUUGCCUUGAAUGAUGAGUACUUGGAAGAGCUUGAGCCUGCUGUGCUGGAUGCUCCAUCCUCUGGCUUGGCAACUACAUCAGCAUUAAUAAAUUCUCAAAAGCCAAUGUUAAGGUAUCCUUCUGUACUUUUUUCGAAAUGAAGACAAGGUCACAAUGCAACAAAUAUUUAACCGUGUG
Cuscuta campestris is the source of this 802-nucleotide messenger RNA. The record is from the annotation of a GenBank genome assembly. Lineage: Eukaryota; Viridiplantae; Streptophyta; Magnoliopsida; Solanales; Convolvulaceae.